Molecule: messenger RNA, 1457 nt
Organism: Aedes albopictus (Asian tiger mosquito)
Lineage: Eukaryota; Metazoa; Arthropoda; Insecta; Diptera; Culicidae
Gene: Ctr1B
Product: high affinity copper uptake protein 1
Exons: 3
Coding region: 541-993 (150 amino acids)
Biological process (GO): copper ion transmembrane transport
Cellular component (GO): plasma membrane
Molecular function (GO): copper ion transmembrane transporter activity
Source: RefSeq, a predicted model, not a curated record
ACACCCGACCGAAAUCGGUCGACUCCUGGUGAACUUCUACAACUUCUACUGGAAUCUUCCAACUGCAAAUUUCGCUAUCCAGCGGUAUCGAGUUUGACGACGCUAUCAACUGCCUAACGGUGUAACCGAUAAGAUAUCCAAUCCAUGGAUCGUCCCAAUCGAGGCGAAUAUCGGAUUUGCUUUUCCUUUCGAAGCAACAUUGUAGAUGGGUGCUUGGCCCGAAGUUCACACUGAUAAGGUGCGAGGGAAGGGCCCUUCGUUCGGAGACGCUGAUAAGCAAGAAGAAGAAAGUCUUGAGACGUUUGGGCUUAUCAUCAAUUAUCUUCGUCGACGAACGAUUGACUUCGUCGUCGUAAGUCCUCUCCGCCCGCGUACAGGUGUGGUGCGCGUUCCCUCGGAGCUGGAGUGGAGAAUAUCGUCAGUUUAUAUAAAACCAUGCAACGGUCCAGGACGAUAACCCAGUAGGCCACUCGUUCGGUUACGGUUUGUUCUACGUGCGCGCGCGCCGGUUUUGUCUGUUUGCCUAGCCUACUAAGUACGAUGGAUCACAACCACGGAGGACCGGACGACAUGGAGAUGCUCUGCCCGAUGCAGAUGUCGUUCCACGGGGGUACCUGCGAGGUUAUCCUGUUUCCGUCGUGGGCCACCACCGAGACGGGUCAGUUUGUGGGGGCGUGGAUCGGAUUCUUCCUGAUGGCGCUGCUGUACGAGGGCCUAAAGUUCUAUCGGGAGGUUCUGGCGCAGAAGGAAGCGGCUAAGCACUGUACACCGGGGGCCAAGCGGACCAUGAGGCACUUUAUGACGGACAAGUUGCACAUUCUUCAAACGCUGCUGCAUCUGAUUCAGGUCUCCGUUUCCUACAUCCUGAUGUUGAUUGUGAUGCUGUUCAACUUGUGGCUCUGCUUGGCGAUAGUUUCCGGGGCGGCCGUUGGCUACUACUUCUUCGGGUGGAUACGCCGGAGCAAGAUGGAUCCGAACGAGUGCUGCAACUGAUUUUGAUUGAUGGCGAUAAUGGGCUGUGUCGCUGGAUUAACGAUGUGAUUGAAUAAUUGCGGGAGACGUUAGAGUUAAGGAAAGCGCCGGUUGCUGGUGAUGGCAAUCGAUUGAGAUGUAACCUCCACUUUUGUAGAUGUAAGGCUUUAGAAACGAACGAUGUUGUAUAGUACGUACUAUAGAACUGUAAGGUAUUUGCUUGUUAGAAAUAUAUUGUAAAUAUGUAAAUAGCAUAGCGAAUGAAGCAACUUUGUGUUGGAAGUUAGGUAGCGUUGAACGCUCGGGUAGCGUCGAACCUUCAGGUACGUGAUGGCGGCAGUUUUGUUGGUAGGUACAAUUGUUGGAGAGAUGGCAGAGGUAUGAAGUUUGAAAGAAGUUUGUUGAAUUGUAUAUACCUGAAUGGAAUAAAGAGUGUGGCGGUUGCUGAUUGAGGUAUCAGUCGGCAGCCGUCUAGUUUGAUGGAA